AUGGCCCCAUCCACGGAUUCUGAGUUUGUGACUAUAGUCUCAAAUGACGGAUUUGAAUUCAUUAUCCCUCGCAGCGCAGCUUAUGUCUCAGAGACCUUACGCACCGGGCUUUCUUCGACCAAUUUCCCCGAGGGUCUGAAAGGUGAAUAUAUAUUAGAGGAAUUCUCUGGUAUCAUUGUCGAAAAGAUCUGCGAAUACCUUUGCUACAAUGAAAAGCACAAGGACCAGGUCAACGUGCCGGACAUGGAUAUCCCACCCGAGUUGUGCCUGGAGCUCCUGAUGGCGGCUGAUUUCUUGAAUACUUGA
Molecule: messenger RNA, 306 nt
Organism: Penicillium expansum
Lineage: Eukaryota; Fungi; Ascomycota; Eurotiomycetes; Eurotiales; Aspergillaceae
Product: elongin C
Exons: 3
Coding region: 1-306 (101 amino acids)
Biological process (GO): ubiquitin-dependent protein catabolic process
Cellular component (GO): elongin complex
Molecular function (GO): protein-macromolecule adaptor activity
Source: RefSeq, a predicted model, not a curated record